AACAUAGUUGGCAUAAUGUGUACGUGCCGUGUGGCUAAUUCCAACAAAUCUGUGAAAAAUACGCCAGUGGCUUGGUUUGAUGGAUGGCAAAGUGGUGAAGUACUAUAUACUUACUUAUAUACUUUAUAAAUAUGGAGUGUGGCAAGUGGUGUGGACAAACGAGCAAAGCCAUACGAAGACAAUGGUGGCAAUGUUGGGGCGACGAGAGCAGCUGGCGCUAUUGUUGUUGGCUAUUUUUGCCUUUCAACAAUCGGAAGGAUUUUUUAAGAAGCUGAUCACCAUUGAAAACGACGGUAUUGAUGAGGAGAGCAAUGAGCAUGUGAAUAUAAAAUUUCCCACAAUCAAACUCCUAAAACCCUUCAAUCUUUUUGAAAAGAAGAAAGAAAAGCUUGACAAGACUUUGGGCUCCUUAGUAGAAAAUAAAUUAGAGAAAUGGGAGGAGAAAAAGGAAAAGUUCGAUGAAAAAUUAUUGGAGUUAUUUGAUUUUUUCAAGGAAAAGAAGACUGAAACCACAGAUGUGAAAACGCCGGCACCGGCACCAGCCGUAUCGCCUGUUUACGAACCACCGUCUGCAUAUGGUCCAGCACCAGUCUAUAGACCGCAGCCGGCACCAGCAGCUCCAGCUCCAGCUCCAACCUAUGGUCAGGCACCAGCGCCGUCAAACAGGACACCUGCACCCACCCCUGCCUACGGCCCAAUACCAGUUCCGGCACCAGCUUAUCAACCACCGUCUGCAUAUAGUCACCAACAUUCAAUACCUUCGUCUAAAUAUGGGCAUCCAUCUGAUUCUUAUUCGCAUUAUAAGUCAUCAAAACCAGCUGCUUCAGCGCCUCAUCACUAUUAUGUGGAGCAUGAUUACAGCGAGGAGCAAACAUACUCAUACAAGCCGAUACAGUCAGUCAGACCCAAGUCAAAACCAAGGCCAAAAACACAUUAUGCCGAUUGUGAUUACGAAGUGCGUUACUUCACAUAAAUUUAGCUCGAUUCCCUACUGCGGCCUUAGUAAAUUGUUUUUGAAAAAUUAUUAUUAAAAAAUUAAAUUUCAAAAA
Messenger RNA from Bactrocera oleae (olive fruit fly), 1049 nucleotides. It is a transcript of the gene Femcoat, whose product is annotated as femcoat. The record is from RefSeq and is a predicted model, not a curated record. Lineage: Eukaryota; Metazoa; Arthropoda; Insecta; Diptera; Tephritidae.